This is a messenger RNA of Sciurus carolinensis (gray squirrel), 729 nucleotides long. It is a transcript of the gene Plgrkt, whose product is annotated as plasminogen receptor with a C-terminal lysine. The transcript has 6 exons. Gene Ontology annotation, biological process: positive regulation of plasminogen activation. Lineage: Eukaryota; Metazoa; Chordata; Mammalia; Rodentia; Sciuridae. The coding region runs from base 216 to 659 and encodes 147 amino acids. Gene Ontology annotation, cellular component: plasma membrane. The record is from RefSeq and is a predicted model, not a curated record.
GAGCAGGGCGGUCCCAGCCGCGAUACAAGGGAGCCCUGGCCUGCAGGCCUCUGCAGCCGUCUCCUGGUCCGUGCGCCCCGUUACCCAUUGCCGGUGUGGACUCCAGAAGGAAAGCUUUUUUUUUCUGCCCAGCUUCCACCUUUAACCCUUCUACCUGGGAGUGUCCCAGACUAUAAGCUCAGUCCCAAGAGAGCAAGGCCCAGAAAGAGAUCAAGAUGGGGUUUAUAUUUUCAAAAUCUAUGAAUGAAAACAUGAAAAAUCAGCAGGAGUUCAUGCUUACGAAUGCCCAACUUCAGCUGGAGAGGCAGUUAACAUUGCAGAAUGAAAUGAGGGAAAGACAAAUGGCCAUGCAGGUUGCUUGGUCUCGGGAAUUCCUCAAAUAUUUUGGAACAUUUUAUGGCAUUACAACCAUCUCUUUAACAGCUGGAGCAAUAAAACAAAAGAAACCAGCCUUCCUCAUCCCUAUAUUUCCAUUAAGCUUUAUCUUCAUCUAUCAGUAUGACUUGGGCUAUGGUACUCUUCUACAACGAAUGAAAGGUGAAGCAGAGGACAUACUGGAAACAGAAAAGAGUAAGUUGCAGCUGCCAAAAGGAAUGAUCACUUUUGAAAGCCUUGAAAAAGCCAGAAGGGAACAGAGUAAAUUCUUCAUGGAUAAAUGAAACCAAGUUUACCCACUAACUCUCAAAGCACAGAAAUUUUGACUUGAAUCAUGGUUUUUCACGAUUUUUU